CUCUAUAUAAGGGCCUGGCUUGGGUUAUCUCUGGGCACAAGAAUUCGUAGCCUUCUUCCCCCUCUCCGGCGACUAAACGGCCCUCAGCUGCGCGCAGCGACGCUGGCCGAGUAACGCUCUCAAGGUGAGCUCCUUCUCCACUCUUCCACGCGUUUGCCUCUUUUUAAUUGCACACGCGCUAACUAGCACCUACCGCCAAGUCACUUGUUUAGCCAACCACACGAGAGUACGAGACACGACCAUCUUCCCCGUCUUCCUCCUCACCAGCUUGACCCUAACAUGCCCAGCCGUCACGCUCCCACCCACCACCUGCCGGCAGACCCAUCGGCCAUUCGGCCGACGGCGGCCGCCGUCUUGGUCGCUCGUUUGGUCGACGAAGCAGCACCAUUUUUCGUUCCUUUCGUUCUCCCGUUCUCCUUUUCCUGUAAGUGCUUUGGCAGGGGAUUUUUUUUUAACGGCGCUUCCCCACGGCUCGGUCUUCGUUGAAGACCUGGGGAUGUCGGACGGGAGCUCGAACCCCUGUCGGCUCGGCUCCAUCCGGGAGCGUUGCUACCAAGCGUUGGCAGGGGAUUUUGUUUUUGACCGUAUGUGUUCAUGUUCAGAUUUUUUACCAUAUGCGUGUUUAGAUUUUCUAGUGUGCUCUCGGUGUGAUUUCUUCGGAUUAACGAGUAUCAAUUGCUUGGUCUGGGUUCGAAGAACUUCCAAUCCUGAAUCAAGCAUGUCCAAAUGCGUUGGUAUAAAAUCGUCGCUAAAAAGAACUUCUAUUUUCUUUGGAUUGGCCAUGACCGGUUCAUGCCUUCAUGGACGAUGCUUUGUUGUGAUCUGGGCGUGGUAGGGACGUUUGUUCGCACUUCAGACUUUUGAGCACACGGAAGCUGUCGCCGGCUGCAUGUUUAGCGGUUUUCUGCUUGAUUUGAUGAUGUUUUCCUUUUUGGGCACAUAUGAAUACCCUUUCCGGCCGGGGUCGUGAAUUCUGAAAUCUCUUUGGUCUACAUUCUUUUCAAGAACAAGAAUACUAUUCUUGAUGGAGUAUCUUUUCUGUCUACUUGUUCUCGAUAAACAGGCACCAACACUUCAGAUACUGUGAACCGGCGGCCGUGACCGGCAAGCCACAGAAGGCGACGAGCUCAGGAGGACCCAGGGAGGAGACGGGCGCACGAUCCAGCCCGCGCGGUUCAAGAGUUUCAAGAAGCACUUGGGCGGCCAUCCCCCGGGACGACGGACAUGACCGAGACCGACCGCCAUCUUAGGCCGGCGCCGCCGCCGCUGGCUCCUCCGGCGACGACGCUCUCACAGGUUAAGGGACAAGUUUCAACUAAGCAGCUGGUAUGUUGCAUUGCAGGCCGAGGAAGGGUCUGCAACUGCAACAGCCAGCGAGAUGGAAGAGAAAUGCCCCAAAAUCAAGGCCAAGGAGCACCUCGAAGCCGGCGCCGCGGUCGCCGUCUUCGGCUUCAUCGUGCUGUUGGGGUGGAUCUGUCUCCCAAAGGAGGCGAAGCACCCGAGCAAAGUGCACUUCACCGUCUCGCUAUUGCUGGCGAUCGCCACCUUCCUUAGCGGCAGUGCCCUCGUGAUGCUCAGCAUGACCAUGCUCGGCCUCCGCGAGCACCUCGUCUCCGGCAGCCAGCGCGUCGCCUCCAAGUGCCUGCUCGUCACCUGCGCCGCGCUGUCAGUGUUGACUCUGCUCAGUCUUCUUGCACAACUGCCGGGCAGGGUCUACUGGUACGUUGGCCUUGCUGUGGUAACGCCGUUCCUGUUGCUGGCGGCCGGGGUGCAUUGGUAUCUGAGGCGCCACGGGGACAAUGGCGACGAGGCGGCGGCAAACGAGGAGGAGCACAAGGAGGAGCUGGACGCCGUGUCGAAGGUCACCUCCUGCGUGACGACCUCGGCGUUUGGGGGCCUUGUCGGUGUCCUAUUCAGCGUGUCCAAGAUAUUCGGUGCAGCGGCAGACGCCGCCACUGGGGCCGCGUAUGCUGCCAUAUUUUUCAUGUUCACCACCGCCAUCUCCGGCGUCUUUGUGAUGACGGUGUUGAAGAAGGUGCCGAAGAUCACCAACCACCGAUUCCAACGGCUUUUCAUCGGAGCGAUGAGCCUCGCCAACGCCUUCCUGCUGUGCUCGCUCGCCUGCGCAGCUUUUGCGGCAGCCUUCGUGGUAUUGCGGUACCGCAUUUUGUGGCAUUCGUGCCACUAGUAAUCACAGCUAUCCUUUGCUUCCUUCUCCGGCAUUGCAUUGCACGCCGGGGCCGCGCCGGCAGGGUCAAUCUGCAGGAGAACCAAGAGGCCCAGCUCAAGGAGAUGGAGAACCUCGCGAGCAAGGUGACGGCGGCGACACUGGGAGCCAUCAUGACUGUUUUUGGAGGCUCUCUUGGUGAGAAAUACCACGAUAAAGUGGGUGCCAUCGAUGUGUUCAUGGUUGUCC
This is a messenger RNA of Phragmites australis (common reed), 2416 nucleotides long. RefSeq lists its product as uncharacterized. NCBI's taxonomy places the organism in Eukaryota, Viridiplantae, Streptophyta, Magnoliopsida, Poales, Poaceae. Bases 1379 to 2188 code for a protein of 269 amino acids. The record is from RefSeq and is a predicted model, not a curated record. The transcript has 4 exons.